Molecule: messenger RNA, 7783 nt
Organism: Schistosoma spindalis
Lineage: Eukaryota; Metazoa; Platyhelminthes; Trematoda; Strigeidida; Schistosomatidae
Source: the annotation of a GenBank genome assembly
UUAUCAGACGCGCAUAAUUCGCAUCUUGUAUGCUAUCAUCGUUACGUUUGUUGGUCGGAUGCAGCGAAAAUUGGAACAAUUACCUGGUCUUAGUAAUGUGACUGGGAAGUACACAAAAAAGUGUACAGACGAACCAUACCCUCGUUUGUUUGUACGCAAUACGAGUGAAGGUAGGAAUGAUGUCACAAUCCAUUUGAACAAAGUCAAGUCAGAAAGCUCGGGAGUUAAUAAUUCUGAUGUCGCAUCCCCUGUAUGGCCCUUGAAUGUCACAAAGUCUUCAAUCAUGCAGCCCCGAUCGGACUCCGCCAAUAGCUCCGAUUACUUACCAGUGAAUCACAAAUGUCCGAACAUUCAUGUCGCCAAACCUCAGUAUGUAACUCCGAAAUCGUCAACAGCACACCAAUCUUCGAUAUCUAAUGGACCAAAUAUGUCUUCAGGAGGAAAGGUGAGGCCUCAAAAAUCAAAUAUUCCUAUUAAGCCACAAGAUAUACAACGUACCAAACGAUAUAUGAAGGAAGUAGUGAAAUCGUCAUCAUCAGGAAGUGUGUCCACACUUCAGUCUAAACCCACGGGUGUGAUAAUAGCCACCCCAUGUUCUCCACAGGUUAAUGAACAGGGUCUCACCAGGUCGUUUGAUAGUUUUUCUGUGAGUGGAAGAGUGGCUUCAUCUAACUCAUUUUCUGGAAGUGAGGAAUCAUUUCAUACAGUCUCUGAAAGGGCGUCUUUUUUAAAUGAAAAAGAUUUUAGUCAAAGAUUGUUACCUAGUCCAUGCAUUGUGCCAGGUUAUUCUUAUGAGACAGAGGACAAGAUUUCUUCAACAAGAGAACAUUCACGUGACCGAUCGUCCAACACUCAGCCACCAAAUUUACUGAAUGUUAUGAAGAACUCACCUGGAGGUGCUGACUUUCAACACUGUUGUAAGAGAUCCUCAGAUGAUCGGGGGGCUUAUCCGCUAGGAGAUGAACAGUUAUGUAAUAGAAUAGGUCGGAUAAAUCUCUCGGAUAAUGAACCGGCUGUUUCACCUAUGCGUAUCGGCAACGACCCAUCAUUCCAGUCCACAGAACGUCACAUUUCAUACUCUGGUAAUCAGGAAAAACGAGAUACGAGUGAACUCAAGGGAAAACCCGUAAUACAACUUUAUGGUCUUCAACCGAGGCACGCCUCAUGGAAUGUUGGUUUUCCCAAUGUAGCUGGAUUACCAGAUGCUCGAAUGCCGGGUUCACAGUGCACGCAAAACGCUUUGGAACAUUACUUGUCAGACUUGAUAGCAGAUGAGCAGAGAAUAAUGGCGAAUAGUCCUUGUACGGGUUUGGCUCAUGGCUAUUGCGAAACAACGUCUGGUCAUGUGAAUCCCUCAGUUUCUCCAAAAUCUGGUGAGACUGAGAAGAAACUGUGCUCUACUGAUUUAUUACAGUUUCUGGAGCAACGUAUUGAAAAUGCUUUGAGCAGUAUGACGUCUAUGGACUCAAAACCAUACCCUUAUCAUAGUACGCAAAAUCGGAUGCACCCAAAUAGGAGUGCUUCCUUAAAUCCAGUUUGCGAACCUCGAGUAAAAGGUGUUGAGUCACCUUCAAUGACUGGGAACCUCUUUCAAUAUCAACCGGCGUUUGAAAGUAAUGAUUCACAACAGAUUUAUUCCUACGAAAACUCUGCUACGCCUCUAAGUAGACAACACAUUAGUUCUUAUUCAGAUGAACGCUCGAGCCAAACUUACGCAGAGAGCAAUGUUCUUCAACAAUUUAAUUUCGACGAGUUGCAGUAUCUUCUUAAAGCUGUCAGAGAUUUGUUGGUGUUACGCACUUCUUCUGCAUACACAAAUGCUUCACUGGGACAAGAUGGAUGUAAAAUGACCGAACUAGAUAAACCACGAAAGUAUGGUAAAACUGAACGAAACGAAACAUGUGUGGUGUCAAACAGAGAUGAUCAAAGUAUGUGUACGGAAUCACCAUAUAUAGCUAGAUCACUAUCAAGCAGUCGUAGUAGCAGUGCUGUGAGAAGCAAUCGCUUUGAGACGACGUCAGAAUCUCGAGGAAGUCGAUUGAGUUCCGGAAUAUCCGAAGACGGUAGCCACUCAAAUGCUGAUUUAAUGCAUCAGCGUCUACCCAUAGGUUUUCAGCAUUUUGAGCGGUAUUUGGAUAGCAAAUUUGGCCCAGAUCACCCAACUAACAACGCUUUCACAAACAGUUCGGAUGUUCAGUUAAAACCUGAGUCAUGUGUAAAAACAAUGCAAACGACUUCAGGACAUCACUCCUCGGUAUUGUCGGGAAAUUCAUCUGACCACAAUUCACACAUGUUAACUAAACAAAAACUACACAGUUGCAUUCCAAUGCAUUUAGGAACUACUCAAGCAGGUAUUAUUACCACAAACAAAGCUGAAAAAACCGUCAAUCAUUCUUUUAUGACACCUGUUUCGCAAUACCAUAAUAAUUUAAGCGAAGGAUCCUGUCCAGUGUAUACAAAUUUGCAGUCUGAUUAUUCAGAACAAACAGAAUGGAAUUUAGAUGAAAAACUAACAAUGACUAGUGAAUCUUGUACUUCAACGUCUAACCAACCUGGUUUGGUCACACACACACAUAACAGUGGAUACGUGUCUGUUCCCCUCAUAAACCACUCAACCUCUUCUCAUACUGGAAACGCAGAUGGCAAUACUAAUCAUAUGAAUUACUGCACAGAGUCAAAUAACAUAUAUGCUCCCGAUCUUCAACAGGGACAAGCAACUUCUUGGCCACCGAGUUGGUAUCAGUGGUACAUUUCUUCUCACAUGUUUCCACAAAGGCAUCCAUCAUACUCACAGUUUCCCUAUCACCAUUACUAUUACCCACACCUGAAACAACAACAAUUCGGUCUUGAUCAUGCAGUUUUUUCACAACGCAUGAAUCGUUUAGUCACGCCUUUAUCUUAUGUGAUGAAUUCUCCUCCAAACUAUGCACCAUCGGGGCAUUUUUGCUGUAUGGAUCCAAACCAUGCACACGUAUACGAAGGCAAUUGUACAUCCCCUUUGACCGAAAGUUGCCAUUUCGUUUCCUAUGAUCCACAGACUACAGAAAACCCACUACAAGCAAUAGCAGCCGGUGGUCUAUGCUCAUGUGCAAAUCCUGAUGGAAUCAAACGAUUUGCUAAUAUAAACUACACCUAUUCGGAUAGAAUUCCAACAAAUUCUUAUGCAGCUUAUAGACCAUCAGGUGUGUAUUCACCUCCACCUGGUUAUCCUUGGUUUCCUUGCAUGAACACUGUUCGCUGGGAUCCAUUUUCUUAUAAUAACAACAAUAGCCUAGAAAACUACAAUUGGAAUGCUUAUUUUCAACGUCCGACUUAUGGACGAUUUACAAAUUGUAUGCCUCGUUCUGGUAGUGCAAAUGCUGGGUUUUCAUAUUCGUCUGAAACAGAUAAUUUAUCAACUCAUACUUCUGAACGUGGAGCAGCUUCAGAACUUGAUAGAUUUAAACAAAAUAGCAAUCGUUGUGAGCAUUAUUAUGCAGUUAAUCCAAGUAACCAGGUAUUUAUACUGUCAGAUCAAACAAAUGAUUCACAAAGCUUCUUUCAUCACAAUAAUAAUAAUGGUAACAACGUUUUACAGUCACCGGCUUUACGCUCAAUGACUAAUUCGUUUAGUGCUAAUGAUUUAGCCGCUUAUCAUAAUCAAAGUAGAAUAGGAAUAAGAUAUACUAAGUCAAGUUUUGAUUUAGCUCCAGAAUUACCCGUUGAACCGGGAUUAGCUUUAAUGGAUCAUUCUAAUUUCUAUUCGAAAAUUUCAUCAUUAAUUGAAAUGGACAACAAUAGUCGCUUAAUUUUACCGAAUGGAUGGUCUGAAAGACGAUCAGGUCUUGGUCGAUCAUAUUAUACAUGUGAUUCAACCAGACGAUCCACAUGGAAUCAUCCACUUAUUGGACCGUAUAUACCACUGGGAUGGGAACGUGUUGAUUCGAGCCAAUCAGGUGUUUACUAUCAAAAUUUACUUAUUCCUCACUGUCAACGUCAUCAUCCCAACCUCUGGAUUAAUGCUCCUUUAAAAGAUCCUGAAGUAGAACGUAAAAGUUUCUUUACCGAUCUACGUAAACUACAAUUAUCCCUACGGCAUAAUUUACUUGCUUGCCAUAGUGAAGUGGGUGCAUAUAAAAAUGCUAAUUCAGAACAAGAACAAUACUUUAUAUGCUUGGAAUGUUGCUUCAAUGUACUAAUUGCAUUUUUGUAACAGAUUUCUAUAAGUUUUGCUUUUUCCUUAUUUUCCUCUAAAUUCAACGAUAUUUAAAUAUUACUAGUGACAUUGCUUAUAAUUAAUAUAAGUUUAUAACUUUAAAGCAAGCAUUCCAAACAGUAGUGAAUGCUGUAAUAUUAAUGAUAGGAAAGAAAAAUUCUAUGUACACACCGUGUUUGAAUGUUUUGUAUUUUAAUGUCUUAUUGGUUUAGUGAAAUGAAAUAGAGACAAUCACAAUGGAUAGAAACUUUUUUUUACAUAGAGUAACUAAAAUAAUCACCUGUUAAUCGUGUAGUACACAUUCUUUUCUUUUCAUGGUCAAACAUUACUUUUUUAAUACCUUUCUUUGUAGACCAUAAAUAUCAAGUUUAUUUUACAUACAUUAGUUUUCAUUUUUCUUUUAUUCACCUUAUUACAUUGUUAAAAACAAAAUCUCAAAUGUGCAUUGUUAAAUAUCAGACCUCCAAGUUUGUAAGUCAAAUUCCUAACAUUUGUAUGAAUGUAGACUAGUUUUUAUUCGGAAGAAAUGGAAUGAUACUUAAAUGUUAAACAACAAUUUUAUACAGUUUAACUUCAUGGCACGGAUUUGUGAACAUUUAUGCACAAAUUCUUUACUUUUUUCAAUUUGGUGAAUAAACACUUGCUUGUAAAACUGUUCACAAACAACAAUCGUAAUAGUAUUAAUGAUUUUCGUACAAACCUUAAUAACAGAAUACUUUCAAAUAUGAUUGGACAGAUUUUGGUAUGUAUGAAUUUCUCUAUGGUAAUAUUUUUCUAGCACAUACCAAAUAAUAAGCACGUGACUGGAAAUAACGAGUGGGCAAUACGAAUAUCACAGUUUUACAUCUAUGUACAUCUCCAUGCCUUUAUAGACAAGUAUAUGCAUAUGUCUGUGUGCAUUUGGUUACGAAAAUUGAAGUCCAUUUUAUUAUCAUCUGUUAAUCAAGUUUGCAUUGACACUAACAGCAAUCUCUAAGCUUAUAAAUACAAUACUACAUGUUUCUUAAUCAAUAUUUUCUUUCUGGCAGUAUAUAUACAUUUUUUCUGUGACAAUGCUUAAAAAUAUUGAUAAUUAGCAAUUUUUUCUAAAUUUGUAUACUUCUAAGAGGGAACGAAUUUUUACAUAAUAACUGGUUGUUUUAAUUUAUUGACCUACCUAAUAUCUCCCAACUGUUCUGAAUGAUACUUUACUGUUUUACACCCAGAUGAAACGAAACGACUUAUCGGUUAACUUCUAUCGAACCAGAAAUCAUAUGAAUAUUCUUAUUAUCCAGAUCCAUGGUUAGUAAAUUAUAAUAAGAUAUACAUCAUAAGAAAUCCCACGUUUAUUUUUCUUGAUUAAGACUAAUAUAGGGUAAGGAAUGAUUGGUACUAUCUGGUGUAUGGUAAUUCGGGUUAAUUCAUAACUUCUAUUAGUUUUAAUAUAAUUUACGGUAUUACAUGCUCGUUGAACACCUAUUUAUUUAUUACUUUUUUCGACCGUAUGUAAAGAAGAAGUCAGUUACGAAUUCAUAGUCAAUAUGUUUAUAUAUCAGUAUCGUGUAUUGUAAGAAUUGGUUAUGGAUAUCAUGCGUCAGAUUGUCAAAAUUCUUCAAAAGUUAAGAUUUGUGAUGGUUCUUAACAGAUUUCCUUUAAAAGCUUACAUGUUUACAUUUAAAUAUAAUCUAACCAGUUAUCACUCUAAAAUUUUUAUGACCCUUUUCUAUAGACGAAUCAAUUAUCAUAAUCUGACUUCAUCUGAACAUAAAAAUUCCAUUUAAACUGUUGCUCACAACUCAUAUUCAAGCCCAAUCGUUGUGGCUACCUUGAAAUGGUGGCCAGGCUUGCCUAUCGUCAUGAACCAAUCGAGCUAUACUGGCUGGAACAACCGUUUCUCAAGGUCCUAUCAUGCCAGACAGGUCGGUUGAAGAACGGCAAGACUAAAAGCAGCAAACUCAAGGUCCGAAGGCGAAGUCGUACUGCUGACUAUACAGAAAUGUGACGGCAGUAAGGUAUUUCCUCCAGACAACCAGCAUAACAGCGAUGCUGCCUUCCCGCAAGGAGGGAUGGGGUUAUGAAAGGUCGACCCUAAAAAUGCUCACCUCUCCUUAUUCCACGGGUAUCCAUCUCUGGCGGUAAGGUCUCAACAAGUACGGUGCUAGCGCGAAAAGUACCCACAAAAAGGUCGUCUGUGACAGACCUCAAGCAGUUUUCCCCUGGGCACUGCAGUCACGCUCUCAGAUCACUAAGACCACCUUUAACCCAAUUUCUUUUUCAGGUAGCUCUAGAAGAACCCUUCCACGGUGUGGGCGAUCAGGAAGUGAUAACCGCCCUCAUACCUCUAACAUUAUUCAAGACCACUGUAUAACCUCUUAUUCAAGUUAUCACACGAUAUAAUCUAAUAUGAACUGCUAUCUCGCAGAAGAAUACCGACACAUGUUUUUCUCAGUAAAUAUAUUGCUUAUAGAUACUUUUAUCAUCACCUGGUUUCAUUUGAAUGCCCUUGCAUCUUUCUAUCGUAACAUAUCAACUGAUAGAACUUGUACAUUUAUUUAUAAUAAGCACUAUAAUUGAUAGGGUGCUAAAUUCCUGGCCAGCCUAAUCUGAUUUACACAAUCCCGAAGUGUUGUUAAGACGUAUUGGGAUUUAUUUGAAACACAUUUUGUAGACUGAUAUCUGUUUUCUAAACGUGAUCACAGUAUGUGUUGGUAAAAAUUAUGAGUGUUAAGCAAUAAAUUUCAGUAUCAAGAGCAAGUAACGAACGUCAUUGUCUUUGAACUGUAUGUGUGAUGAUUUCUAUAGUGUAGAUUUAUUAUUUUCGGACAGAUAACCAGUUUUAUAUGUGAAUUAGCUAGAAAAGUGUAUUUUGUCUACUAUGUUUGGCGGCUAGAACACUCGCUACACGUGAUUUUCCUCUAAUUCUAUUACACUGAUAUGGUCUGUAUAAUCAUAAGUAACCUUUACUUACGAUGAUUAGUCUGCUUCUUACUAAGACUCAGAUGGCCAUUCAGAAGUAUUUAAAUUAGUAGCUCCGUCUUAUCUUAAUUACUAAAAACUAAUAUUCUCGUUGAGACCCUAUGUCUGUGAUAUCUUGAAUUUAUAUUUACUUGUUUUGAAAUUUUCGCUUCUCGAUUUCAUUUGUCUUUGCUUUUCCUUAGAACCGAUUUCGAUAUUUGAAAUUAGAGUCACUAAUGGGGAUGAUUUAUGGUUUAGAUCAACUGUUCUACCAAGAUCUUCAUGCUUUAGUGGUAUCCUUCGAACAAGAAAGAAUGUCAGUAGUUUCUCAAAUGUUUGCAAUUCGACCACCAGAGAAAACCUUCCCCCAGUUUACAGAUCCUUAACUUAACCCUCGUUUGUGCAUUAAUUCUUCAAACUUUUUUAAAGUGUUUGAUUUCUUAUUCAUUCACUUUUGUAUAAAGGUCUGUAUACUAUUUACGUCUCAACAAAUACACUAAUUAUGGACUCUUUGUAAGAAUAUUCACGAGUUUCAAGUAUUUAAACUUUCAUCUUGACUAACCGGUUAGUUAUAUUAUAUAGUGAGAUGAAACUUUUAGUAAAACAUUGAAUUUCUGCUUAAAGUUUCAAAUAUAUUCGAUACUCCAAUCAUAA